CCUGAAGCUCCAGAGUAAUCAAGUAAUGCAAAUCCAGAUGUCGAAUCGGAACGCUGCAUGUUCCAUCAGCAUUUUUCCCGCAGUGCCCGCGGUCGGGCACACAAACGUCAAGGCGAUCGUGGCGGGCGAUUCAAGGAACACGACCGGGAAGUGAUGACGUCGCUCUUACACCAAAGCCUGCGCAAGCCGCACCAGGUGACCGCGAUUUGGGGCAAAUUCCGUCCCUCCCAACGAACGUUAUAUCAAGCGCUUGUACUGCCACAAUGAUUGCAUUUGGCACCUUUUUAAUCACAACAGUUCACGCCGGGAUUCUCAUCGUAAACAGCAGCUCGAGCCGCCCAAGAUGAUUCACCCAGACCAAGUCGCCGAGAUGCUUUACGCAGCAGCCAAGACAACCUCGAAGCCGGGGCCGAUCCCCACGGUAAUCCCGACGCCAACCGAAUACCAAUAUGUGGACGAGACAGGGCGCCGUACCCUCUGGGUGCUCUUCGUGGCGAUGACACUCGUUUCGGCUGCCUUCGCCUUGCUGUCAUGGAGGGUGCCCGUGUCCAAGCGCGUCUACCACGUCACCGCGACCCUCAUUACCAUCGUCUCGGCGCUGGCUUACUUCGCCAUGGCUUCGGGCCAGGCUUCCUCGCUGAGUUGCCACACCGUCCGUGACCGCCACAGCCACGACAUUCCCGACACCCACCACGAAGUGUGCCGCCAGAUCUUUUGGGCUCGCUAUGUCAAUUGGGCCCUCACCACGCCCCUGAUCCUCCUUAACCUGUGCCUGCUCGCCGGCGUCGAUGGCGCGCACACCGUGAUGGCCAUUAUCGCGAAUGUAAUCAUGGUUCUGAGCGGCCUGUUUGCGGCUUAUGGCUCCGAGCACACGGCGCAGAAGUGGGGUUGGUUUGUCAUCGCGUGCUUGGGAUAUGUGUUCGCGGUCUGGCAUGUUGGCCUGCAUGGCACCAACUUGGUCCGUACCCGCGGCGAUCGCCUACAGAAGUUGUGGACGGCGCUGGCCACCUACUCCCUGGCGGUGUUGGCUGCGUACCCAGUUGUCUGGGCUAUUUCAACGCUUGCUCGCAAGACGACUGUCGACACAGAGAUUAUCAUCUUCGCUGUGCUGGACGUCCUUUCCCAGGCCGUCUUUGGCUUCUGGCUCCUCACCAGCCACCGGGCCAUUGCUGAGACCAACGUUGACCUGGGAGGCUACUGGUCUCAGGGCCUGGGUACCGAAGGGAGAAUUCGCAUCGGCGAGGACGAGUAAUCGCCCGAUCUGGCGAGAAACAAGAUGAAGUUUCGUCGCACUGCAAAGCACUUUUAGUGGCCUGUUGAAGGAAGAGGGAAGUUGAUUGGCAUGGGAUACCGCUAAUUGACAGAAUCCGCAAGGUGGAGCAAGAAGUUUGAGUUGGAUAUGAAAUUUCAAUAUGUAUGAUCAAG
This is a messenger RNA of Parathielavia appendiculata, 1425 nucleotides long. RefSeq names its product family A G protein-coupled receptor-like protein. The record is from RefSeq and is a predicted model, not a curated record. The transcript has 3 exons. The coding region runs from base 344 to 1252 and encodes 302 amino acids. Lineage: Eukaryota; Fungi; Ascomycota; Sordariomycetes; Sordariales; Chaetomiaceae. Gene Ontology annotation, cellular component: plasma membrane; endoplasmic reticulum.